Molecule: messenger RNA, 6163 nt
Organism: Megalopta genalis
Lineage: Eukaryota; Metazoa; Arthropoda; Insecta; Hymenoptera; Halictidae
Gene: Ack
Product: activated Cdc42 kinase
Biological process (GO): protein phosphorylation
Molecular function (GO): protein binding; ATP binding; protein tyrosine kinase activity
Source: RefSeq, a predicted model, not a curated record
CCAUCUCGGCCAGGGCCGUUCAGUUCAGCUGCAUCCGUGCAUGGUCCGUGGCAGUAGCAAAAUAGUGUUCCACCGUGCGGCUGGGCUUUUUUGUUUGCACUCGAGGCGCAGUGUGCUGGCGUACGGACAGAUUUCGUAAAUAGGCGAAAAAAAAGGGGGGCGGGCCACGGUUUUAGGGGGCCGUCGCACGAUGCGAGAACGAACGCCGUCGCGGACGCUGUCGUUGGGCUGACGGUGAUUUGUUCGGUGAGAGCGGCUCUAUAUACGUGCGUAGAUUCGGUGGCAGCGGACGGUACGUUUUAGGUUAAAGCUGCACAACAAUGCGCUGCGUGAGAAACUCGUACGGUGAAAGUCUCUCCGACGGCGCGGGGCUGCUGCUUGGACAAGAAGGUUCCCGUGAUUUCGUCGGAUUUCGGCUGCCGGCCCUUCUCUGAGGCCCUAAGAACGCAGCCCCGGGGUCGCCUUUUUCCCCCGCAGCGUUCCCUUGUGUUGGUGCGCGUCCCGUGUCCGUGAACGUUCGCGAGCCCGAAAGAAAACGGCGAGAGCAAAAAUGUGCGGGCUCGGACGGCGACGAUCCCGCUGAGAUUUCGCCGCGAUUGGGUCCCGCCGACGCAUCCCGAGGACCGACGGACUCUUCGCGCCGACAGAAUGGAGGCUUAAUUGCUUCUUCCGCUGAAAGGUGACCAGGAGCCACGAACAUUCGAAUAACUGAACAUGGCAGAGGAUGAGGGUACAGAAUGGCUGCAGGAACUGUUGCACGAUGUCCAGCUGUCGCAGUUUUUCACAAGGAUACGGGAUGAGAUGCAGGUCACCCGACUGCACCAUUUCGAUUAUGUGCAACCGGAGGACCUUGAGAAGAUAGGGCUUGGGAAGCCAGGUAUCAGGAGGCUGCUGGACGCUGUUAAGAAAAAGAGGAACACACAAUGGAAGAAGAACCUGAUCACCAAGAUCAGGCCUGGCAGCAGUGCCAAAACUACCAAGAGGUCUUCCCAGCCGGUUGAAGGCUCUUCGGGUUUGACCUGUCUCAUACAAGACAAAGAUGUGACACUGUCUACCAAACUAGGCGACGGCAGCUUCGGCGUUGUCAGAAGAGGGGAAUGGACCUCCCCUACAGGUAGAGUGCUGCCAGUGGCUGUGAAGGUCCUUAAGGCAGAUGCUCUAACGCAACCCAGUGUAAUAGAGGAUUUUGUGUCCGAAGUCCAAUCCAUGCACACCUUGGAUCAUCACAAUCUGAUCAGACUAUACGGCGUAGUAUUGUCGCAGCCAAUGAUGAUGGUAACAGAGCUGGCACCUCUAGGGGCACUGUUGGACUAUCUGCGGAAACAGUGCGGCAGAAUUUCGGUGUUAACGUUGUGCAACUAUGCGCUGCAGGUUGCCACAGGGAUGGCAUACCUAGAGGCGAAGCGGUUCUUGCAUCGCGACCUGGCGUGCAGGAACGUGUUGUUGAGUUCCGCUGACAAGGUGAAAAUCGGCGACUUCGGCCUAAUGAGGGCCCUGCCCCAACAAGAGGACUGUUACGUGAUGACGGAGCACAAGAAAGUCCCGUUCCCAUGGUGCGCGCCGGAAUCAUUGAAGGCCCGUCAGUUCAGCCACGCGUCCGACGUUUGGAUGUUCGGUGUGACGUUGUGGGAGAUGUUGACGUUCGGCGAGGAGCCGUGGGUUGGGUUGAAUGGUUCGGAGAUCUUAAGAAAGAUUGACAAGGACGGGGAACGUCUGCACGAGCCGGAAGCAACGCCGCCAGUCAUGUACCAAUUAAUGUUGCGCUGCUGGGCCCGAGACCCGGCGGAAAGGCCCAUGUUCGCGACGCUGAAAACGUCGCUGACGGGGAUGGUGCCCUCCGUGAUGAAGGCGGUGAACAGCUUCGACGAGGCCAACAGGAUGACCAUCGAGCAAGGAGAUCAAAUAGUGAUUCUGGAUGGCCGGCCUGAGAACUACUGGUGGAAGGGCCAGAACCAGCGCACCUAUCAAAUCGGGCUCUUCCCUCGCUGCCUGGUGGACCCCAUGAGACGCAGGCAGCCAGAGGACAUAAGCAAGCCCUUAGAGAACUCCUUUAUCCACACCGGUCACGGUGCGCCCUUCGGGAAAAGCUGGGGAAGUCCAAUCUACAUAGACGACGUCUAUCUGCGCAACCCCAUGGAACCCCCUGAUGUGGUGGGCGUCGCCACUGCAGCGGACAGUCACUUGAAGAAGAAGUUCUUCAGCGGCACGCCCAGGUCGCGCAAACAGUUCAACUACACGAAGUUCCAAAACGACAUUCGAGCCAGCCCAGUGAAAUCGUCGAACUCCUUAGGCACAGCCGGUAGCCAGGAAGGUAGUCUCAUCGACCUCUCCCCAGAGGAGAUGAUAAACACCAGCGUCGCGCAAUCAGACACUGCCUGUCGGCGGGUAGUCAACAUCCUGGACGAACCUAUCGACGACAUGGAGCGACAGCAGACCAACUGGCAGGAGGACGACCCUAGGACCUACGCGAACUUCCCUGGGAACGUGGACCCCGCUUAUUCGGACCCCUUCGACACGUCCUCUGUGUUCAUGAAGCUGCCCCACUCGAGGUACUACAGCCAAGUGCCGCCGGAUAUGAGCAGCCGUUACUUCAAGACCCAGACCUACGGCAACGUGCAGAACCAGGACGCCUGUGGCAGCCAAGAAAGCGCGAACUACUUCACGUCGGAGGCGGGCUCGGACGUCAACCACUAUUCCAUAAACCUGAACAAAGAGAACAGAAACGAUAAUAUCAAUUUGAACGUGAACGUCGAUGCGGACGAGGGCAGCGUGUAUUCACAGAAUCACUACAGCGAGAUCGACAAACCCAGCCCGCCAAUGGCAAGCUGGUCAACCUGGCCCGAAGAUCUACAGAGCGAGGCGCAACAGACCUACGUGAAUGUCGCCACCCGCACCCAACAGGGCACCGAUGCACCUCCACCGCCGCCUGUCGGACCAAACGAAAGUUCCCCGAAGCCGAAAUCCAACCAUGACCUCGCGCAGAGUAUGAACGAGCUGUCCAUCAACACUCGCACCGUUUCCCCAAAGAAACUGGACCCAGCCUUUCUCGCGGAGCUGGAGAAGCAUCUGGGUGAGAAAGAGGCGAGUAAAAACAUGAACGCCAGCCAAGAGGUUGCGGGGCCGUCCGAGCCGUACUCCUCGGUGAACAAGCUGCAGGAGAACGCGAUCCCGACUCUGAGACCGCCGCCUCAGUCGACGAAGCCGAAGUCGCCGCAGAUCGACCACAGGACUAGCAAUCUACCGACCAAGGUGCAGAACUCCUGGCAGUCGAAGACGACGAACAUCCAGCAGCCGCGCGCGCAGCCCGAGCAAAGGAUGUUGGAGACUACGACUGACCAGAUGGUCGGCCAGAUCUGGCAGCAGGUGCAGGUGUCCCAGCAGAACGCGUACCCCGUUGAAACGAACGUGAACCGGGUGCUCUCGAACCCGCCAGCUAACCUGAACCUGCUGCAGAUAGCGCCCAGCAACCUGGGAAGCCAGUGCAACGUUCCCAAACCGAACAUCAACCACGCACAAGCCUCGCCGGCCGCGGGCCAGGCCAGCCACUUGCCCAGUCUUCCUGUGUCGACCUCCAGCCACGGGAUCACGCAGAUCCAGAACGACCUCCAACCGGUGCAGCCGAGCGGCGUGGUCCCGAAGCCGGCCAGCGCGGUGUUGUCGGAGCAGGUGUACGCGGAGCUGAAGCAGACGGUGCCGAAUCUGGACCAACUGUCCCAGAACGAGUUCAACACGCUGUACAACAAGACCGUCCAACAGAAUAUCCUCAGGAACUACUUCGCAGCGAGCACGUCGUCCGCCCCCGACGCCAGCAAUCUAAGUCAUAGUCAUUAUUCGGAGGCAGCUGCUGGCAGUUCGCAACAGCAAACCCCCAGAGCCACCCUGGCGAGGAGCUUCUCGGCCCAGCAGCAACAGCAGCAGCAGCAGCACCCCUGCGACUUCAGUCCGCAUCUGAAGCAGCCGCCGGUUUACAAUCCGCCCCCGCCGGCCUGGAGCCCCAUGAAAUCUGUCCAGAACGGGCUGCAGAGUCAGUGUCCCGUAAUCAAGUCCAAUUUGCCCGGCAAUCUGGCGAAUAGUCCCAAUUUGCUGCAGCUCGCGCACACCAGCGCGCCUCAGGAGAUUCCCAUGGUGCCGCAACAAGCCCCCACGGUGCGCGCCGCGAUCCCGCAGAUGAAAGAGACCGUUGUUAAUACUCAAUUAGCCCCAUCCACCUCCGCGUACCCCUCCGGCAUCAGCCCCCCACUAACCGGCCCGUCCCAGCAGCUGGUGAUGUCUCUGAACGACGAAUUCCGCGCCAGCAAAGUGAUGAAGGUGCAGAGGGAGACCUGCGACGCCUCCCAGCAGGAGAUACUCACGGCGUUGCAGGCCACCGGCUGGGACACCAACCAGGCCGCCAAGCAGAUCCUCAAGGACAGGCAGGCCAAGGUGGAGUCCUUGGUUAGAUUGGGACUGGCGGGCAGACAGGAGUGCGAGGGUGCUCUGAAGAGGACCGAAUACGACGUGGACCUGGCAGCGUCCCUGUUGCUGGACCAGGUUAGAUGAGACCGAUUGUGAAGCGGGGACGUCGCUGUUACUGGACACACUGUAAAAUAACUGUAGCGUCGACACGUAUAGAACUCUAUAUUUAUAAGCGGCAGCUAUACACGCGCGCGCAAACGAGGCUACGGUUACGAAGCAAGGACGUUGUAUCUUUAUUUUCUUCUUUCGACGACGAUGUACAUAGAACGUUAACGGCACGAACACCGGCCCGUCACGAUUCUCGCGGAGCUUCGCAAAAACCUGGGGCACCCGGUUGCGUUCCCUUCUGGCUCUCUACAAAUCGGCGAGCUUCACCGAGAAUCGGGACGGCACGGUCGGCCAAGAAUUGUCGCGAGUCGAGAUAGUCGACCGUCGAAGCAAAAAUUCGAUUUCAGAAGCGCCUGUAAAAUAAAAUAGCGAAAAAAAAGUUGCAUUCCAGAGAACGACCGCCAGCUUUUCCGUAGCGAAUCGUCGCGUGUACGAGCGUGCGCGAUGCGUCGCUUUCUAGCCGGCGUGCGAUGCGUUUUUCGAGCGUGUAGGAGUAGGGGGGUGGGUGUCGAAAAUUUCCAGAGAGAUUGUUCGUAUUAUUUUUUUAACGCGUCGUAUUAUACUCUGUCGUUGCGUGUGUUGUCCGAGCGAGAAAAAAAGAAAACAAACGAAUUGACAGUUUCUUCUGCCGUUUUAUCAUGUUCCAGGCCGCGGUGAACAAAACUUUUCAUUCAUUUCCGGUGUACAGAGACGGCUGACACGUCUUGUGGCGCGAGUACCGUAACAGUAUUCCAUUUAAAUUGUAAGCGAGCCUCGGCGGCGGAUCCGGGGCCCCGCGCGGCCCGUUCUCUGACGUUUCAUACAUAUUCGAAUGCCUCUUCGAAAAUUUGACGAACAUCGAUGAUCCGCCGUCGACGGACGAGAAAUAGGAUCGACGAUCGGAGAGCGUCUUCCUGGGAUCGUAACGAAAGGCAAACGCUGUGAAAUUCGUUCGCGCAAAUGAAACUUUAGGAAUGUGCUAUCGCCCAACGACCGGAACCUGUCGAUAAUUACGCGGCCGUAAUUAGGGCCUGCGUGACCGGAAACGAAACGGGUCACAACGAGGAUUCGCUCCUCCGCGUGAUCCCACUUCGCUCUGGCCACGCGGUUUCGAUUCUCGUGAAAGUAAAAGUCUGAUCGACGACCGACGUCCGAACUCUGCCGGUCGAAAGAUUCUACGAACACACACAUACAUAUAUGUAUACACAUGUGACACACACACACACCUAUACACACACACGUCAUUCAUUUUCGAUAAUUAGAGAUAAUAUGUUUUUUAGCUGUUUUGGUUCGUACGUUCCUCAGGGUGGAAAUUUGUCCAGUUUCUGUUCUUCUGUGAAAAUGUUUUCGCGUUGUCAGACGUGCUCCGUUCGAAUGUGUACGCGAGAACGAGACGGUUCGUUGAUUCGACGCUAGAAUUACGAGAAGGGUGGAAGAAAAUGUUUCCGUGGGAAUUUAUUUUCUAGAUUAUUUAUUACGCAUCGUACAACGCCAAGUCAAUUGAAAUCUGUAGCGAACCCGUUCUCAAAGCGAAUUAUGGUAGAUUCGAAUUCGGGUGGCUCAAACUGCUCGGUACAGUAAAGUCUCUCUAAUCGACGCUCGGAUUGCGCACGAAAAUGGA